Molecule: messenger RNA, 2636 nt
Organism: Epinephelus lanceolatus (giant grouper)
Lineage: Eukaryota; Metazoa; Chordata; Actinopteri; Perciformes; Serranidae
Gene: actr5
Product: actin related protein 5
Source: RefSeq, a predicted model, not a curated record
UCCAAAAUGGCCGCAAAUCAGGAGCCGGUGUUUCAAAUUUUCUCAUUUCAGGACUGUAAAUUUUCUCCGGACCCGGUUUUUGAACUCCCGGCACAGUGUCUGACUCCCACACAGGUCCCUAUAGUGAUAGAUAACGGCUCGUUCCAGACCCGGGCCGGCUGGGCUGCUCCGGAGGCGGACUGUGGUUCCCCGCGGCUGCUCUUCAGGUCGGUGGCUGCGCGCAGCAGAGGGGCAGCCCGCAGCGAGACCCAGAUCGGUAACGAUAUCCCAAACCUGGAGCCGCUGCGGUGGCUGCUGAAGAGCCAGUUCGACCGGAACGUGGUGGUUAACUUCGAGAUCCAGGAGCUCAUCUUCGACUAUGUGUUCACACACCUGGGCAUCAGCUCAGAGGGCAGUGUGGAACACCCCAUUGUGCUGACAGAGGCGCCCUGCAACCCACUGCACUGUCGUCAGAUGAUGUCAGAGUUGCUGUUUGAGUGCUAUCGCGUCCCACAUGUCUCCUACGGUGUCGACAGCUUGUACAGUUUCUACCACAAUAACACUCAAAGGAAUCUCCAGCCACCACACACUGGCAUUGUCCUGUCUUCAGGAUACCACUGUUCACACAUCCUGCCGGUUAUUAACGGCAGGUUUGAUGCAGUGAACUGUAAGCGUGUGAACGUGGCUGGGAGUCAGGCAGCGUCUUACCUGCAGCGUCUCCUCCAGCUGAAGUACCCAGGUCACCUCGCCGCCAUCACACUCAGCCGUGUGGAGGAACUGCUGCAUGAACACAGCUACAUUGCUGUAGAUUACCAUGAUGAGCUGGAAAAGUGGCGCAGCCCAGAGUUUUAUGAGCGGGAGGUUCACCGUAUGCAGCUUCCCUUCUCGGGUAAGGUGCCGGGCGGCUGUGUGAGCGUGGAGGAGAGGCAGGAGAGACGAGCUCAGCAGCUUCGACGGCUUCAGGAGAUCAAUGCUCGCCGCCGGGAAGAGAAACUGCUGCAGGACCAAGAAAGGCUGGACAGACUUAUGGCAGUACAGGAGCUGCUGGAGGACGGCCUGUUGGAUCAGUUUCAUAAGAGCUUGGUGGAGCUCAACAUGGACUCCGCAGAGGAGCUGCAGUCUUACAUCAACAAACUGCAGCUGGCCGUGGAGCAGGGCAGACAGAAACUGCUGCACAGUGACGGGGCAGAGGGAAAGACGGAGGUGUCUGAGCUGGAGCAGCCGAUGGACGAGGGAGACGGAGUGGCGCUGAUGGAUCCUGACUUCCCUGAGGACACGCUGCCAGAAAAACCUGCUAAUGUGGUUCAGCCCGUGUUCAACAUGGCAGAGUACCACCAGCUGUUUGUUGGGACAGAGCGUCUGCGGUGUCCAGAGAUUCUUUUCCAGCCCUCGCCGACCGGAGAAGACCAGAUGGGGCUGAUGGAGACGCUGCAGUACGUCCUGGCCAGAUACACUCCAGAGCAGCAGGAGGCGCUGGUGAGCAAUGUGUUUCUGACAGGAGGGAACAUGCAGUACCCUGGGAUGAAGGAGAGAGUGGAGAGAGAACUGUUGGCUAUGAGGCCGUUCCAGUCACACUUCAAGGUGACAAUGGCAUCGCGGCCAGCCCUGGACGCCUGGUAAGGGGCGAGAGACUGGGCCUUGGAGCAUCUACCUAGUGGAGAGGGAGGAGCAGCAGAGGGAUGGAUCAGCAGACAGGAGUAUGAGGAGAAAGGAGGCGAGUACCUGAGUGAGCACUGUGCCUCUAACGUCUUUGUUCCCAUGAAAAUCGCAAAACCAGUUCCUGCUCGCCCCACAGAACAAUCUCUUACCACACUGACAUCAAGCGGAGCUUCUGCUGCCGUCACCACAGUUACAUCUGCUGCCUGUGCUACUGUUGCUGCUGAUGUUUCCAUGGUAACCUCCUGAACUGAGAUCUCAAUCAUGACGAGUCUCCGAUAUUCAGUGAAUCCCGGAAAUAAUUUUUGAAAGAAGUGUUUACUGUCAUUCAGUUUGACUUGACUUGACUUUGACCCGCUUCAACAUCAGUUUCUGACCUCUAAUGUUUCCCAGCAUGCGCUUCAACAUCACCCACAGAGCAGGUAUGAACUUGAUGCUUUAAUCACAGGUGACGAAGACUUUGCUUUUUGGUUCUGAGGGACUGAAAACAAAACUGUAUGUGAAUCAUUGAGGAUUCAAAUUGAUGGUCCUGCCCAAACAUGAUUGUAACUGCAAAUAAUAGUGUAUGUCCUAGAGUGGUCUGCUAUUCGACAUUUCUCUGUGGAGGUUUAAGAAAACACCAUCAAACAACAAUAUAAGCUCAGAAAUACAAGGUUCAUUAGCAAUAGCUGUUUUUGCAGUGUUAAGACAUCAUUUUCCUUUAUGUACCAACAGCCACCAUUCAGGAAUGUUGAAUGGUAAUGCACUUCCUGUUUGUUCUUUAUUGGCACCUAUCUGUUUCUGGUCUCCUGUGACUUUUGUAACUUCCUGACUGGAACUGUUUUGGAAAUACAAUUUUGUUUUAUUUUCAUAAUGCUUGUCAAAACCGCAAGAGACUAUUCAUACUGAGUGGUCAUCAAAUGAAAGAUCUUAAAAAGGUCUAGUGGGAUUAUUUUGUAUUACUGUGUAAAUAGAGUUUGUUGUUUGUAUAUUUUAAAAUUAUAUAUUUUCACUGAUGUGAA